Cotesia glomerata is the source of this 954-nucleotide messenger RNA. RefSeq lists its product as uncharacterized. The transcript is spliced from 2 exons. The coding region runs from base 135 to 866 and encodes 243 amino acids. The record is from RefSeq and is a predicted model, not a curated record. NCBI's taxonomy places the organism in Eukaryota, Metazoa, Arthropoda, Insecta, Hymenoptera, Braconidae.
AACUAUUAAGUUUUAUCGAUAAUUAUUCGCAGAAAUUUCUUCCAAGAAAUGACUAUCGAGAAUUUUUGGAGUUAUCAUCUAUUUUCUUGGGAGCUACGCCAAAGGAUAAUUACACUUUUAAAUGUCCGGGAGCAAUGAGUCAUGCUCGUUGGAUGUCGAAGGCGAUUUAUUGUUUGAAAAUAUUUAUUUUUCGAACAGAGUUUAAGAUUACACCUAAAGAGUUAAAUAAUCUUCGUCAUAUUUGUAUUUUCAUAGUUACAACUUAUAUAAAAGCUUGGUUUACUUCAUCCUCGGCAAUUUUGGCUCCAAAUAAUGAUUUGACUUUGAUGCAACAAUUGAUAUUAUAUAACAAAAUAAACUCGACUGUAUCGCAAGCUGCUCUCAAGAAAAUGGUGAGACAUUUAUGGUAUUUGAGUGAUCAAUUAGCCAUAAUGUCUCUAUUUGAUGAUUCUAUUGACCUGACUGUGAAGAAAAAAAUGAUUGAAAAUCUAAUAAAUAAUAAAUCAUCAAAUACUAAAACCAGAAAAUAUGAAGUAGCAAGCGAUUCAGAUGAAUUGCUAGAAAAAGAUAUCAGUGACUUCAUUUCUGUAGAAUCGCUCACCAUAUUCAAAGAAUUUGAUUUGCCGUAUGAUUUUAUCGAUGAAGACAUAAGCAAUUGGUCCAAUAAUGAUAGUUUUCAAGAGUGUAAGGAAUUUUUUGGAAAAUUAGCUGUCGUCAAUGAUGUUGCAGAACGUGGUGUAUCAUUAAUUGAAGAUUACAAUAAGUGUCUCACUAAAAACGAAGAACAACUUCAGUAUUUGUUGUUAGCCGUUAGUGAACACCGGAAAAAAUACCCAAAUUGUAAUAAAAGUAAUUUGAUUGAAUAAUUAUUUUUUCAACUGAUCAUUUGCCAUGAUUUGAUAACAAUUAAAGAAUUUUUUUUGUAAAAUAUAAAUUAUAAGUGAAAAUAAAAUG